This is a messenger RNA of Fusarium graminearum PH-1, 537 nucleotides long. RefSeq lists its product as uncharacterized. The coding region runs from base 1 to 537 and encodes 178 amino acids. NCBI's taxonomy places the organism in Eukaryota, Fungi, Ascomycota, Sordariomycetes, Hypocreales, Nectriaceae. The record is from RefSeq and is a predicted model, not a curated record. The transcript has 3 exons.
AUGAUCGGGUUGCCCAAGAUUUUAGGUGCCACCAUCAUAGUUGCUCCAACAGAGACAAACGGGAAUGGUGUUGUGUUGUCGAUCUUCUCACCUUGUCCUACGUCCCCUAACCAACCGUCCCAAAACACUAUCGUGACCUUGACCUGUGUCUGCACACUCGACCAGACGGAACUUCGCCUUUCGCAGAUUCUAAGACACAUGCAGAACCACACUGUACGGGACGUUGCAGCGGAUUCUCCUGGUUCUCCGACGGCACUUCCUGAUGUGUCCUUAUGCCAUAUCGGCCUUGGACACGGUGUUACAUGUGAAGGUCUUUGGCACAUGACACUCCUAUUCGCACUAUUGCUAAAUCCUUUACUUGCUAGCAUGCAAAUUCAAAGUGCAAUCCCAGAAACACUUAUGACUCUUAGGAGCAAUCCAGUCGCCCUACAUGACCAGGUGUGUUUAUCCUCUCUUUUCUUGAAACGAUGUCUUGCAUAUGGUAUUUUCGCCACGAAACCCUGGCGUAUCGGAUCUCAGGGGGGCUCCCUCGACUAA